AUAAAGGUAAAGGGAAAAAGUAAAAGGUAGAUGAGGAAGUAAAAUUAUGCGUACUCUGCUAGGAUUAUGCAUCUCAAACACUUUAAAACUUCCUGGAUCAAUAAAGCUUUACAGUCCUGAUAAUGUUCGUUUUUUAAUUUGAUAUUUUAUUUUUUCCAUUUGGAUUGAUCGUUGUAAAAAUGUCAUCAUAUCACUAUGCAGUAAGGCGCUUUCUGUCAGGUAAUAUUAAUGGUCAAACUACUUGACUUAUUAAAGUUGAUUACACUUACUUGUCUUAGUUUAGAUUGUUAAUUUUACUGUCACACUGUGUUUUACAUAGCGGCAGUCCCGAGCCUAAGCAGUAGUAAGCAGCCAAAGCCACUAAACCCAGUUUAAUGUCUUUAGUACUUAGUAAAAGUAAAGUUAAUUAAACUUUAAAUGUAUCCCAGCCUAGAGCCCUUAGGCCUUAGACUCUAAGUCUAAGUCUAAACCUAACCUGAACCCUAAAGAUAAAUGAAAAUGUAUCCCUCAAACCUAUAACCUGAAACCUAAAUUUCAAUGUAUCCCACUAAUGGCACCAAUUCUCUGCAUUAGCUGAAAAUUAACUUUCAUCACAUCAGUCAUUAUCUUUAAUUUUAAUGAUGCAGUGUCAUAGUUUUAGUAUACUUAUUUUAUAGACAUCAUUCUCAUCACUGAUCUCUCAGACACUCACAUUUAGUUAACUUUAAAAAAAAAUUGCACAAGAAGUAUUGCGAGCCUGUACUAAGUAAUUUAACUUUAUCUAAGUAUGCAGUCUUUAACUUUUUGUCCUUACCGGUACUUCUAGAUUUAAUGUUAUACUCUUGUCCUUGUUAAAACUGAAAACUAUUAAUUUAAAAAUCAUUUAAUACCUUGGGAGGAAGAUAUAGGGUAAGUUUCACACUUUUGUGGCAAAGUACUUGUAAAGAGCAUUUCUUAGUAUUUAUUGGAAUGAUGGUGGUGGUGAUGUAAUGUUAAACCAUGAUUUAUUUUUAAAGUUAACCACUUUUUUUCCCCCCCAUAUACUGAAAUACAAAUAUAUUUAUUAAUUAUUGUAAGUUUUAUCCUAUUAUUGUGAAUCUUAAUAGGCAUUAAAAAAAAGGGUAGCUAAUUUAAAAUCAAUUUAAAAUGCCAGCGGACGUCAGCAACCCGGCACGGAUUGAUUUCUUAACAAAAAAACGAUAAAUAAAAAAGACAUUGAAAUAACGCAAAUCCUGUCCCAAGCAAGCGCAUUUUGCAAUGGUUUCUGUGAGACAAUGUCAUGUUUUAUACCACGAGAAUAGCACAUGCCGACAUGCCAUGCGAUUCUGGAAACAAAUUCUAUCAUGAACAGGAUAAGCGCAGACCUAUGACUUUGUUAUACAGUUUGCUACCGUGGUGUAAGUUUCUAAAAUCAUGGUGUUUUCAAAAGACUUGGUGUGAAACUGAGGGUUGGGAAUGAAUCGUGGAUAUUGUGUGUAAUUUUUGCCAAUGCAUUUGUGAAAGCAUGAUGGUUGAAAUACGACCAUGCACAUUAAUAGCCAUUUGAUAUACUGGUAUUUUAUUUGGUUGUUCAUAAAUGUAAAACUUAAAUAUCCAACUACAUGAAGAAUGUUGAAAUACAAUAAAAUAUUACUUAGUAUUUAAAAUGGUUCCCUUAUACAUGUUACGUUAACUAUACACACGCUUUCAGUUUGUUUUCUAAUGUCUUAUUACCGGUGUUUUCAAAGUAAAAAAGGCAAGCACAACUUGUUAAAACACUUAAUAAUCUAAAUAUAACAUAUAUUUAAAAUGUUAAAAUUGUUACAAAAUAUUUAAAAACUAAUCAUGAAACUACUAUUGCAAAUAAUAAUAAAUAUAUUUAAAUAUAAAUUAUUUUUAAUUAAAAUGGUAAAAAAUGUAUUAAAGCUCAUUCCCCUACUGUUGACUGGGAAUUGAUCACAAAACAUAAUAUCACCAAGCGUCUACUCUACCACAAGGCCACACAAGAUUUUAUCUAACAGGCAUAUCUUACAACCAGGCCAAUGGCACAUUUUUGCAGCGAUGUUUGCAGGCCAAAGUCCAUGGUUUUGCUAGGUACACCACCAUGGUGUAUGCAGGCCUAGGUCCAUGGUUUUGAAAGGUACACCGCUGCGGUGCAUGCAACUACUUUAUUAAAUAAAAUAUGGACACAACAACCAAAAAUUAAAUUGCAUAAAAUUGUCAUAUGUGCCCCGUCAGCACCCACUUCGUGGCCUGCGAGGUAACGAAAAACUAUUCAUUCUUAUUAUUUUCUUAAUAGCUUUCCCCCUGUUCUAUUUUUUUUUGGCCCGCACAAGUUUUUCAUAAGAAUUACGUCCAGCCUCACAUUUUGAGAUGUUGUAGAUUGAGACACAUGACACUGGUGGCACUCAUGGCUUAGGACUUAGGAACAUGUUAUGUUGUCUGUUCAUUUUAAUAGAAAUUUUGUGGAAUUUUAUUGUGUUUACAGCUAUUUUCAUUGUCCUGGUUAGUGUCACAUGACGGACAAACAUUAAAACUAAAAGACUGUUAUUUAUAAAGUAUAGUGAAAUAAAUAUAAUUCUGUAAAAGAAUUGACAUUUUUGCUCUAAUUUUAAUUGCUUGCAUUCAAACACAUUAUUUUAAUUACAAAGUCAUGUUAUGUCAGUUACAUUUUUUACGGUGACCAGAUUCAACUAUAGACUAUCUUAGACUAUAGACCAGGCCUGCAUAACUCAAAAUGUAUGGCGGGCCGUAAUACUUUAUGAAAACCUUGUGCGGGCCAUAAUACGUUAUGAAAAACUUGUGCAGGCCGAAAGAUAAUAGAACGGGGUGGGGGGGGGGGCUAUUAAGAAAAUAAAAAUAAUAUAGAAUGUUUCGUUACUUCGCGGGCCGCCAAGGGGGUGCUUGCGGGUCACAUGCGGCCCGCAUGUUGUGCAGGCCUGCUAUAGACUAUAGCUUAACUAAUUAUAAGACUGAGCCCUAAUGACACACUGUACUGUCUAUAUAAAUCUACUAAAUAUUGACAUAUUUUAGUAUUUAUUUGAAUUUAAGUUACUAUUAUUAUUAUUAUUAAAAACUUUAAAAACAAACAAAACAUUACUGUUUUAGUUUUAGAAGUUAUAGUUAAAGGUAACCUAUUCUUUUUAAUAUGUCCAAUUACUUAUGCCUGAUUAUAUACUUUAGUUUAUAGAGUUUAGGCCUUAUACAUUUUGAUCUAAAUGGUAACUUGAAAUCAGUUGGAAAUCAAGAGUUGAAGUUUGAAGAACAGAUGGACUGCAAAACAUACUGCCUUUGAUUCUUUGAUAGUGGCAGACCUCUAGUAGUAUAUUAUACUUAGGCCUGUAGGCCUAUAAUUUAUUAAUUUACUUUUAAUUUUUUAAAGUAAGUGUAGUCCUAAAAUAUAAUUAGCAUAUGCUUAAGUAAAAAAAAAUCUAGUCAAUAGAAGUAAAGUAGGACCAUAUAGUAGUAAUCAACCUAAUGUUUCUACUAAAUAAUUAGGCCUAAUAGUAAGCCCAUGUAUUAUUUUACCUUGUCUAGGGCAACUAUUUAGGUAAAUGAUUUAGAUCUGGGCCUAUGACAUGUCAUGAAAUUUUCACAUACACCUGUGUCUUGGGUAUAUGGAAAAAUUUCAAAACUACAUACAAUCAUAGGCUAUGAUUGUCCUGUUUGUAAAUUUGCAGACGUCAUAUUAUUUGAUUAUUGUUCCAAGUUAGAGUCAAACUCUAGAAAUUUAGAGUCUAGGACUCAUUAUAAUAAUUCUUUACAGUACUAAUUGUGGAGUAGUAAAAUUUAUAAGUGCUAUUUAAAUACAUUAAAAAAAAUAAAUUCAUUGCAGAGGUAAAUAAGUUCAUCAAUGGCACAUUAAGAUCCGAAAGUUUGAGUAAACCAGCUCAGAAAGAGAGAGAUAAAAUUAUUGACCUUCUGCUAAGGUUGUAUGCUGAUUAUGACAGCUUGUCACCCAGUGGAGAUGAAGGAAGUGCCUCUAGUACUAGAGAUACAGUAGCAAAUACACCUGCUGCAGGUGAGUGCAAUUUAAAUUUAAUCUGUAACCUUUGUUUAUUCUGUGCCUGUAAAUUUUUUUCCUAAUCUAUGACUAUGCAUUGAAUAAAGCAAGGUAAUUUAUACCCGCAAAAAUUACUUACAGCCCUAAGUAAUUGUUAAUAGAAUGUAAUUAAUCUUUCAAGGUGAUUUAAAAUGUGACAAAUAUAUUAAAACAAAUUUGGCGCUAGUAAUAACUUUGAUUGCUAAGGCUAAGUGCUUAUUGGCUGAAUUAUUGAACUUUUCAGCUUUGUGUCCGCAAAAUAAAUGUAGAGUUUUGAAAUAUUUUGAAAGCUCAAGUUGUUCCUAUAAACUUCUGAAGAAAAAAAUAUACGUUUUGAAAAUAUAAAAAUCAAAUAAUAUCUAAACAUGAAAAAUGUUGUCAUUAAAAUAUUUUCAUAAGUCACAAGUAUGUUAUUAUAAUUAUUUAAAUUGUCCCAAGUAGACACACAAUAUUUUCACAUGUGAACUGUUAUUUUGGUAUAUUUGUAUUUGAUUCAAUAGUUGAAAAAUAAUAAUUUGUGUACCCAUAAAACUUCCCCAAGAUCUUUAGGGAAGGUAAAGCUUGUAUUUUGAUUAAAAAAAAAAAAGCCUGAUUUCGGAAAUAUUUACAUUUUUUUAAAAACAAUGCUAGAACUUUAGUAGAACAAUUAUACAUUAAUUAGUAUUAAUAGCACAUACUUAGAUCAGUAUUUGUAUUUUUACUUAUAAUUCAUUCAUGUUAUCCUCAUUUGCAGCAACAGACAUUUGAGGAAAUGGUCAAGGAGCAUCACUCCAUAUUUCUUAUUUGCAUUACAGUAGAUACUUGUUCUUAAGCCCAUUUCUUUUUAGCACCCUCUCCCCAUCCCUCAGUUUUUGCUCAGAAAAGCCUGAAAAGUAUGUAAGCCAUUCAUAAGCUAACCUCAUAAAAUAAAAUGCCACUACGGUACUAUAGAAUACCUAGGAUGAGAUUAUACUGUUGCUUUAAGCAACUGAUUUAUGUUAUGUGGAAUAAAAUUGCUGAAGUGGGUGAAUUAAUUUUUUUGUUGAAAUCAAAAUCAUUAAAACAUCAUAUUAUCACUUUUAAAGAAGAAAAUCAAUCAAAUAAAAAAUUAAUAUAAGUGUAGAUAUUUAUUAAUUUUUAAAGCUUCUGAUAAAGUGGUAUACAAAUCUUAUACACCUUACAUUAGACCAGGACCUAUGUCAGGGGUUGGGAACCUAUGGAGCCAGAUGUGGCUCUAUUGAUGGCUGCAUCUGGCUCGCAGACAAAUGUUCUAUUUUAAAAAAAAGUCACAUUAAUGUUAAGAAAUACUCAUUGAUUAGCAGCAGCAUAAGAAUGUUAUUAAAAAGAAUUCAGAGACAUAAUUAUUGCAUGUUUAGUGUUGAAAUUUCAGAAAAUGCACACAUUUACUUGAAUUUUUAGUUUUAAACAUAAUGUAUGGCUCUCACAGAAUGAAUUUUCAAAAUAUGUGGUGUCCAUGGCUCUCUUGGACAAAAAAGUUUCCCGACCAAUGUUCCCUUUAAGCUACGUGGCUGCGCGGCUGCGCAGCUAUCUCACAGAUGCCGCGCAGCAGUUUUUAGUAUCCACGCAGCCAAUUUCUAUGUAAUUGUAUGUUUGUGGGCUGUAAAAUUUUGCACACAAAAAAUAAUAGAUGCUGUUAAACUUUGCACACAAACUUAUGAUUUAGCACACGAACCAACAAACCUUAGAGGGAACAUUGUUUCCGACCCCUGAGGUAGGUGAUCUAUAACAGCAAUUUAAUUAUUUCAUGUACCGGGAUAUAAUUAUAAAAAUCUCAUAUGAACCGCUCAUAAGUCGACCAUGCAAAUAUUUUGUUAAAAAGUUGGCUCUAGAACAGGUACAUACAGUAACUGCAUUUUGGAAUUUAGGAAUUAAAAUUGCAAUAAAAAUUGAAGAUAGUUUUGUGGAUAAUUACAAACAUUGUAAGAUAUUAUCGUUAAUGCUUUAGUAAAGAAAAUAAAUUGAGUACUGACUGAACAGCUUGCUUUUCACAUGCAUUUGAUAAAAUAAAUAAUUCAAGCAUUUGAUACAUUUCUAUUACAUUUUAAUUUUUUAACAGAUGAGUCUCGAAACACAACGGAAAGCAAUCAAGCAAGUGAAGAAGAUAACUAUUCUGACAGUGAGUCAAAUUUUUUUAAAAACAUAUUUAAGUUGAAAACAUCAAAUUCAGCGUUUUGAGAAAAAAAGAUUUUCAAAAUGACACAUAAAUUAGGCAUAAUAGUAAAAAUCAUCCUAAAAAUCGUAUAGCUAAUUUUUUGCUGAAAAAAAAAUAAUUUUAAAUCAAAACACUAGACAUGGCAGGGGAAGAUAUGACUAUCUAUUAUAUACUUUUUACUAUUAAAUAAGAAAUAUAUUUUCUUGUUCAUCAUUCAUGAAAUUAAAAUAAGUGUCACAGAUAAAAAAACAACACCACCAAAACGAUUUGGAAAUUGGGGCCUAAUUUUUUUAAUUUCCUUCUCACCCCUUAAAGUCAUGGAAGUAUGUAUAUAAUGUGUAAUGAUAUGUUGUUUUGUAACUUUCAGAAUCAGAAUACAUUAAUUAAUAAAUUAUACAUAAACUGUAGUCAAAAUUUCAACUAACAUAUCCUGAAUCAUUUUUCUCAGACAUCCCUGACACAACAAUCAAGGCUCUAAACAACCCAGUUAAGAUUGGAUAUUUGGAGAAAAAAGCAAGUAAGUCAAAUCAUUAUUUGUAUUUUCAGCGGAUCCUUAAAGAUCUUAUAGUGCUCCCUAUUUAUAGCAAUGGGGAAAAAGUCUGGCAUUUUGGUCAUCUCCCUUUUGAUGAGAAUAUAAUACAUUCAAAGACAAUUUGUUUUUUCAUUGUAAACAAUUAAUGAUGCUUUUAAUGAUAUUAAUAAUUUAUUUUUCAUUUACAAAAGGACUCGUGACUGAGAAGCAGAGCUGAAAUUAAAAAGAAUUUAAAUAAAAUAUGACCACAGAUCAUGCACAGGGAAAGACCUCUGCAAACUAUUUGAUACUUGAAUGGAAAAACGUUUACUUUAAAAUCUAGUUUGUGCACAAUAGUAUAUUUUAAAGAUAUUUUUCACAAUUGGAAAGACUUAUUCAUAACCAAUUAAUAAAUCUUAAAUAGCUAUAAAAUUUGUCUCACAACUGAAACUUUGUUUUGACAGAUCUGCUGGGGGUCGGAGCUUUAGUCACCUGGAAGAAAUGUUACUGUGUCCUGCACAAAAAUAUUUUGUACUCAUUCAAAAAGCCAGAUGCCAAAAAACAGGAUAGUGCAAUUUUUAUAACAGGUAUGGCUUCAGCUAAAUUCAAUAACUUGAAGCAGAUAACAUAACAUUGUUAUAUUUUUUUAGUAGGAGACACUGUGAUAGAUUGUGAGAAAUUCUCAAAUAUGAGCACUGAAAAAGGCCAUAGAUUAAUACAGAUUUCAUCACUGACUUUUAAAAAAUGAGAUAAUUCUUUAAAUUCAUGCCAAUGUAUAAAACUUCAAUUUAAAAUUCAAAUAUUUUAUUUCAAUAGAAAAUAUAUUUAUUGCCUUUAAAGGUCUUGAUUCUUGCAAUUUCUUAAAAUAUAAGCAGUUGUACCGGUAUCCAUUUUAGAGGUGCAUAUCUUUGUCUUCCUGUAUAUUUCUUUGCUUCCUGUAGGUUAUGAGUUUAGAGAAGCACCACAGCUCUUAAAGGAUGCAUCAAAGAAAGAUGGCUGCUUUGAGCUUGUUUGUCCUGGCAAGAAAUCCUAUCAGGUUUGCUUGUUUGGAUAGACUUGUUUGUUUUAUUGUAAAUUUGAAUUCUGCAUUGUAAAUCCAAUAAUAAUACAAUUUCACAUCUAAAUGCAAAAAGUUAAUUUAAAUCUUUGACUCCCUGGACCCAACUGUUACAGCUUGCUGAUUAUCCCUUUCUGUCCCUUAAGUCAACUGUACUGGCUGAUUUUUUAAUAAUAAUUUUAUAAAAAGCAGAAGGGGUGCAAAGAUUUGGUUUCACCUUGCCAUGUCUGGUGAGCGCCAUUUUUAUUUUUUUAUUCAGUAAGCUGUUUUAUGUUUACAGCCCUUUUUCGUUUAAUUUGAUUGAAUUCUUUAGGGCCUAUUAGCUGAUUCCUUACUAAGAUUUAGCCCAGGAACAUGCCUUCAUCAUAAACUUACUGCUAGUAAGGCUCUAGAAUCAUUUGAAAUAAUGCAUUAUGAUAAAAUAAAUUUGAUCUACAUCUCAGGCUUCUAAGUAAGAAACACGACAAUCACAGGUUGAAAAUUGGUGUAAAUGUAUUAUUAUGAGCCUCCAGAAAGGGGGCAUGCACUGUACUACAAGUGGAACACAUUUACAGCAAGUGUAAAAGGAUUAUUCAUACAACUUUGCUAAAACUACUGAACUUCAACUGUUUACUGAUAUUAGUUCUAGUAGUAAUAGUACAUAGUACUGUUGUCAUCCUGAAACUUUAUAACAGUAUGUGGAUGACGAGCCUCUGUUACCUGAACAGUUGUUAGAAGUGGACGGAACAGGAGGUAAUUUUUGAUUCAACCAAGUCAAAAAGUUAAUCCAAAUCUCCAUCACACUACACUAACUCAAAGAUAGGUUGUCUUAUCCUCAUGACAGAUGAUAUCUCAUAGUUAAUAUUAUUAUCUGUGUGCCAAGAAACACUUCGUGACUAAAGAAAUCACUACUCAGUGUUUCAAAAUUUCAAGUGUGUAGCCAGUCAGAUAACUUUAGGAUGACAUCCAUAAUAGACUAAUACUCUGUCAUAGUACAUCAAGAUGAUGAAUCGAAAGUAACUUCAGUCAAUACUGAAGAUACUUGGUUGUCAACCAGCAAGCCAGAAGAAAAUAGAGCCCUUAUUGAACCGGUUCUGGGGAUUAUCCAACUAUGACUAUUUAAGUUUAUUGACCAUUGAUGGCAUUGCAAAUUAGAUUCAAAGUCAGGUGGAGAUAUUGGAAGCACAAUGGUACCAAACCAAUGAAACAUUCAGUUUAUGUGACAAGGUCUACAUGGAGGUCAACUAUAAUCACAUUGUAGCUGUAGUCAAAAAGAACAUCUUUAGAUAUUAGUUUCUUUGAUUCAACUACAGCUAAUUAUCCUGUCAUUGAUCCUGAUUCUUUGCUAACAAUGCUAGGAGUGAUUUUCGAAAAGUGAUAAAUUAUAAACUUGGGGUGUUUUACAGAUUUUAAAAUAUUACUUUUACAAAUUAUCUUCAAAUAAUUUUUGUUAAAAAUUUGGUUUAAAAUUCUAAAAAAAACAUUUACAAAAAAUACAUUCAUUUCCCUUUAAAAUGAUGUACAACACUGCAGGUCUGGCUUUUACAAAGACUCUGUUUUGCUAAAAUGUGUAUAAUUUUUUUUAAAAAUUGAAACUUGAAAAAAAUUGGAAGAUUUAUAUUUUAUUGAAAUAUAUUUUGUCAAUUGGUUCACAAAUCUUUUAAAUAACCAAUAGUAAUUUGACAUUGGUGAAUUGUUUUUUUAAUAUUUUUUUUUUGUUUGUUCUGUUGAUAACAAUUUUUUUUUUAAUAGUCCAAAUUUAUAUCAAUUUUUUCAAAGUCAUUUUAUAGAAAAUUGUAUUCAAUUUACUAUACAAUGAUAUUCAACUGGGGGUCUAUCUCUUAUGUUAAUCUCAGGAUUUAGAUUUAAGUUAACAGUGGUCUUGUUUUUGUUCUGUUCUAAAAUUGGUUGGUAAAACCUUGGAAAUACUCCCGGGAGUCAAAGAGUUAAUAUUAUUCAUUCAUUUAAAAAAAACGGGGUUUUCACUAUAAUAUAAUUCACACUUUAAGGCUAAAGAAUAUUAUCAACAAUAAUGUUUAUCAUUAUUUAUGCAACUUAAUAAUAAGUCCUUACCAAUUUAACACUAACAGUAAUGAUGUUUCUGUAGAUUUCCUGUGAAAAUAUAAAAAUAUAAAUUUUUGAAUUCUCUUUCAGUUUUUGGCAUCCUCUAAAGAAGACUUGCAAGCUUGGAAGGAUGCGAUUCUAGCAACAAAUAAUCACACAGCUGACAGCACUGAUGGUACAGAUGAAAAUCAUAUCGAUGGUGAGUUAUUGUAAACGAACUGCUUUAAGUUUAAGUGGAGCUAUCAAACCUUAUUCUGACUUUUUAAUUUUCACUAGUUUGUUAAUAUAUUAUGGUUUGUGCUCUAUGAGCUAAUUCAGGGGUCGGCGACCUAUUUUGAGUGCAGAGCUACUUACUAAAUUAUAUCUACUAAGAAAAGAUCUAGGGAGCCAUAGCGGGGGCAAGUUUAAUAAUGAAAAGAGAUACAUUUAUUCAUUCAAAGAGCAGCAAAAAGCUGCUGACAGCUUAAGACUUAACAAACUGAUUGGUAUUGUUUAUUUUUCCUUGCUACUUUUUUGGAAGAGAUGAUACCUUUUUUUAUGGAAUAUUAUUAAUAUUUGUUCAUUGUACAGUGCAAUGUAAGCAACCUGCUGUAAUGGGAAUUUGUAAAUAAUGCCGUCAUGGUGUGGCUCCUGAAAUUUCCUAUAUUCAUUCGAACAUGAAUUGUGUUAACAAAUGACAUGAAAAAAAAAGUGUAAAAAAAAUAAAUAUGUUCAUACAACACAAUAGAAAAUGUAAUGAAGCUAGUCUACACCGCAUAGCUCAUUAACCACAAGAGAUUAAACAAAAUUGUUUGUUUUUUUGUUUUUUUAAAAGAAGAAAUCACUCUCUAUUUAAAAAUCCCAACUUUUUUUUACAUGGAAUAUUGCAAAAUACCCCAUUAAAGCAACCUAGCAAUUAAUGCAAUCUGGUUUUAUGGGCCCCAAUUAUGGCAUUAUAGCAGGGUUUCACUGUGUUAUAUUUUGCAGCAAGAUAGCUCAGUACCUCCGACUUAAAUGGGCAUUUAGUCAUUAUGAUAAUAUCUUCAAUGAGCCUGUUUAUCCCACAGUUGUGGGCAGGUAGAAUGGGAUUGUGGGCAGGUAGAAUGGGAUUGUGGGCAGGUAGAAUGGGAUUGUGGGCAGGUAGAAUGGGAUUGUGGACAUUAAGUUUACUGGGAUUUAAAGCUGACAGUCUACAUGAUUUUCUACUAUGUCUUAUUGGCUGUAGCGCACAGCAACCCACGUUUUAAGAAUCAGCAAUGUUCAUAAGUGAGUUACAACAAUAAAAAUGACUUUCGAGUUGAUGGUUUUUUUUUAGUUCUUUUUCCUGAUAACUGAAAACAAUUUUUUUUUCUCCAGAAAUCUAACGAUCAAAAAAUAAAAUAAAUGUUUUAUUUUCCCCUCAAGAUAUUUAUGAGGAAUUCACUGAGCCUGUAGCCAACAAAAAACCUGCCAUUGCUACGGAGGAUCAGGAUGAAAUCUAUGAUGAUGCUGCCACAGAUGCACCUAGCAAAGUUACGGCUAAUCUAUCUCCCGUUACCCCCAAGGAGAGAUUACCCCCGGUGCCUCCUGAAGCUGAAGACGAUGACCUGAUUUAUGAGGCAGUUAGUGAAAUGCAAGCUCCGCCCCCGGUCAGCUCCAUGAGUCCAUCUAUAAAAAAACCAGUGCCGUCCUCCCCAACACCUCCUCCUCCCAGAUCUCAAGAUUUACCCCCUGUACCCAGCACCCCAAGAUCUGGCUCCAUUGCUCCGCCCUUGCCCAGCCCUCCCGCUGAUGCUGUUAUCCCUCCCCCCUUACCUAGUAGGAACGCUCCCCUUCCCCCUCCUCCCAAAGAACCUUUACCAGAAAUCCCAAAAGCUAAAGGCAAAACCUCCCCAGCCCUGGCCAAGAUGACGCACCCACCCUCAGAGGAUUUUGAGAACAUGUUUUACAGUCGCUGGAAAUGUGAUGGGUCAUCUACCCAUGAGCUCAGCUUUAACAGAGGAGAGAUAAUCCAUGUCAUUAGCCGGGACUUUGAAGAGGACAACUGGUGGGUUGGUGAGCUUGGUGGUAAAAUUGGUCUGGUGCCUAAAACCUUUCUCACUCCUGCUUAUGAGCUUGUUCACUAAGUUGGAAGGGGUUUCAUUUAUGAACUGUGUUUUUUAAAUUGAUCACUAGUUGAUACAGUGGACAGAACUCUUUCUAAAUCAGCACUCACCUGCCAAACUUCACUGGGAGAGUUGCUCUUUCAAAAUCACUUACUUUUAAAUAUUACCAUUGUUAAUUCCAAAACUUUUAUGUAUAAUUUAAGACAGCCAGUAUUUUAAAAAAAACGCAGAUCAAAUGUUAUAUAUAUAUAUUUUUUUUUACAAAAGUUUUUUUUAAAGGAAGUAUUUUUCACUGUGCACAUAUUGAGAUUGGUAUCCAUGUCAAAGCCUUAUGUAACUUUCAUCAGUAUUUGUAUUAGAUAAAAAAUCAAUAUUUUUUUGUUGUUAUUGAAUAGACUAUAUAAAAUCUUAAACUGAUGGAUGGAUAAUUCAUUAAAAAAAAAAAAAAAAAAAGUUUCAAUAAUUUUAUUUUUUACAUUUUGAAUUUAAAAGAAAUAUUUAUUUUAAAACAUUAUUUUACUAGUGCCUUAGUGAAUAAACAUGUUAAGCUGAAAAGGAAUAAAAGCAAAUGCUUGCAUGCAUUUGAUAAUUUAGCUCUUUACAACUUCAUUAAGAAUAAUAUUGCAACCUUUAUGGAUUUUUUUUGGUUGUGUUUAACAACAAACACAAAAGAGUUUAAAAAAGUUUUAAAAAAAUGGAAUGAUACACCAUGAUUAGAAAACAUUAAAUUUAGAUAAUCUUAAAAUGACAAUUCAUUGAUUAACAAUAAGUGCAGAAAGUUUUAAUGUUAAUUAUUUCCUGACAAGGAAUGCACAGGACCCAAAAAGAUAAAUUAAUGCCAUGCUAGCAGUGAAAGUUUUAAAAUAUCAAUCUUUAAUAUUAAUAGUGUGUUACUAAAUGCAAUCAAGCUGCUGUUUAUAAAUUAUUUAUUUGACUCAUUAAGAAACAAACCUCAGGUGUACUAGCAGCACAAAUGCUAUGCAAUUACAUUAAAUCUACUGUGUUACAAGUGAUACAUAUUUUAACAAUUAUUCCAAAAGGAGUGCUCACUGCUAUUAUAUAUUUUUUAUUAGCUUUCUUGAAAAUGUGAUAAAAUGUUUAAGGGGACUUGACCAAAGUAAUUGUUUUAAUAAAAGCCCUAAGAGGAAAUAAUAUCUGAAAAAUUGUAAACGUUAUCUAAUUAUUUUAUUUCUUUGUUUCACUUUUUAAACCAAAGAAACAAUUCUUUAAUUUGUUUUUAAGUGUUAGUGAAAGAUCAGAUUAGAAUUGGAUGUAGCACUAUUGUUUUUGUUUGAGGGUAAGAUGACUAAAAAUAAAAUGGAAUGAAGAACUAUUAUUUUGUUUGAGGGUAAGAUGAGACUAAAAAUAAAAUGUAAUCUAUUACUAUUUUGAAUAUAAUAAUCUAAUUCAUAUUUAUUUGUUAAAUUAUGUUAAAAUUAUUUUAAUUUACCAUAAUUUAUAUUUACCUUUCUUUUUUAUGAUCAUGUUAACUAUAACUCACCAAGUCGAAGUGAACAUCAAUAUUCCAGCAACGAACAACAAACUCCAAUUCUUAUAGCUAAACUCUGCAACUAUUCAUGAUUGCAACUGGUGUCAAUAAUUAUUUUGGUACAAAAUGUUAACUAUUGGAUUUACAGAUAUAUUUAUUUUAUAUAAUAAAAAGUCAAUAUUUUAGUGAAUAAUGUUAGAUAUUUCUUUAAAAAAUACUAAAAUAAAAAAAUUAAAUUGCUUGCACACUCAUCAUGGAUCUGUGAUUUAUUUUAAAAGAGUUCUAC
This is a messenger RNA of Lymnaea stagnalis (great pond snail), 13601 nucleotides long. NCBI's taxonomy places the organism in Eukaryota, Metazoa, Mollusca, Gastropoda, Lymnaeidae. The record is from the annotation of a GenBank genome assembly.